This is a messenger RNA of Hemibagrus wyckioides, 3343 nucleotides long. It is a transcript of the gene pard6ga, whose product is annotated as par-6 family cell polarity regulator gamma a. Gene Ontology annotation, cellular component: cell cortex; apical plasma membrane; nucleus. Gene Ontology annotation, molecular function: protein kinase C binding. NCBI's taxonomy places the organism in Eukaryota, Metazoa, Chordata, Actinopteri, Siluriformes, Bagridae. Gene Ontology annotation, biological process: establishment or maintenance of cell polarity; centrosome cycle; regulation of cellular localization. Bases 482 to 1720 code for a protein of 412 amino acids. The transcript is spliced from 3 exons. The record is from RefSeq and is a predicted model, not a curated record.
UUUACCAAGCUAGAGCUAAGGAGUGUGAUGUGCUUUUCCCAGGAUAGCAAUGAACUCAGAAAAUACAAUAAAUACACUAAUACAAGUAGCAAUCUUAGUGUAAAUUAGAAUCUGAUGAAUAUCUUUAGAUUUGAUUCAUUUUCAUCUUUUACAUGACUAGAAAUGUAGAUAACACAUUGCAGUUUUCUCAGAACAUGAAUCCUACAUAAUUUCAGUGCUGAUUUGUCUACAGUGUUGAUUUGCCCACUUCCUCCACUUUUGUAGAUUUUAGAAGAAGUCUUACAGUGGGGGAAAAUUACAGAGCAAUUUUGAAGGUCAAAGCUCAUUAAUUCCAUGGGGAAAUGAUGCCAUCACAGUUAUUUACAUGCUCCUCCUCAGCACAUCAGACUAUCAGUGCUGCGUUUCCUGAAUCCGGAAUUGUAGGCAUUCCCUGGUUAAACUCACAGAACAAAACUUUUCAGGACCUGGUUCUAAAGGAAAAAUGAUACGAAGUUUGAGCAAAUCGUCGGGAUGGCGCUGCCACUCAGUUGUUGAAGUGAAAAGUAAAUUUGGUGCAGAGUUUAGGAGAUUUUCUCUGGAUCGCUUUGAGCCUGGUGUGUUUAAGGACUUUUGUCAGUUUAUCCUGAAACUUCACAGCCUGUUUUCCACCAAAAUCUACAUCAGCUAUGCAGAUGUACAUGGAGACUUACUGCCGAUAAAUAAUGAUUAUAAUUUCUAUAAAGCGGUGUCUUCUGCACAGCCGCUACUUCGCAUCUUCAUCCAGCUUCAAGAAGAACUGGACCAGUGCAACAUUGGUACCAAAUGUGUGAUCCGGAGAAAGAAGUCCACCAUAACUGUAAGUGCUGAUGUCAGCCGAAGAGGACACGUUCAGAUUGGAGAGCCCCAGAAUUUCCGUCCAGUCUCCUCCAUAAUUGAUGUUGACAUCUUGCCUGAAUGCCACAGAAGGGUUUGUCUGUAUAACCAAGGCUCAGACAGGCCUCUGGGCUUCUACAUCCGUGAUGGAAUCACAUUCAGUGUAACUUCUCAUGGACUUGAGAAAGUUCCAGGAAUCUUCAUCUCACGAAUCGUUCCUGGAGGAUUAGCGGAGAGCUGUGGUCUUUUGGCCAUUAAUGACCAGAUACUGGAGGUCAACGGUAUUGAGGUGAUAGGCAAGACCCUUGAUCAGGUUACAGACAUGAUGAUUGCUAACAGUCGCAACCUAAUCAUCACUGUGAAACCUGCAAAUCAGACAAAGAGUAUAAGAAAUCCCAUCAUCUCCCCAAACCCAGAGCUCAAGCUUGAUGGCAAGGGUGCAAUAAGCUACCCAGGACUGCCUAUGAUUAUGGAAGCAUAUGUUUGGACACGUAAUGGCUCUGUGAGUGAUGAUGACUCAGACAUAGUUGUGGACAAUACUGUGAAAUCUUCAUUCCAGUGGUCCAGUGCUACAGCAGCCUCUCCAUCUUCUCAAACUAGCUUUCACAAUCGCCACAGAAAUAGCCAUCCCUACUCUCAAGAACUGUGCCGUUCACAGCCCUGCCUCAAUGUCACAGCUCAUGCUGGGUCCAGCAUUUCAUUACAGAGGGAAAUGAGCUCACAGCAGCAUUAUAGGAGCAACCCAGCAUUCAAACAGAGAACAUCUAGCACCUUUGACAUCUUGGGCGCAUUAAGCCCAGAUCUGCAGCAGCGACUCAUGAUACCCCAAUGGGCCAUGGAGGAGGAUGGAACUGUUAUUACCCUAUGAUACAAACUUUAUUUUAAUCUUUACUGCUAAGACUUUUUGGACGCAUUAUUUGAUCAAUUUUAAUGGAAUAUAAACCACUAUAUCCUAUUCAAUAUUUAACAAUAGAUAUCAUAUUAACUCUGGACAUAUCAAUAUAUUAUCAAUAUAUCUUCAUCUCAGUUAUUUAUUCCCAAUAAAUACUGAAUCUCUUAUAAUAGCUAGACAAAUCUCUUUCCUGAGAAUCCUCCUGAUGUGUGUAUGUCAUAAUAGCGAUGCAACCGCAAUUAGGUUAAAUGAAAUUUAACCAACUCCAUUAUUUCAAAAAUCAUGUUAGAAUAUUGUUCCAGCUUUAGUGUUUUAUCUGUUAAAAACAAAUAUGUACAAAGAGGAACAGCUGAACACUUGCUCAUUUAUGCUAUUGCUCAUAUAUCCAAUCAGUCAAUCAUGUAGCAGAAGCGCAAAAAAACACAAUAAAACAUGCAGAUACAUGCCAGGAGCUUCAGUUUCUGUUCACAUCGAACAUCAGAAUGGGGAAAAAUGUGAUAUCACUGACUUUAACUGAUGCAUGGUUGUUGGUGCAAGAUUGUUGUUGGUGCAGACUUGGAGUAUUUCAUAAACUGGGAUUUUCACACACAAUAGUCCUUGAGAUGGAUGAGCUACAACAGCAGAAGUCUACAUCAGGUUCCACUCCCAUCAGACAAUAACAGGAAUCUUAUGCUAUCAAAGGCAUAGACUCAACCAACCUGGACAGCUGAAAAUAAAAAAAGACCACGGGACCAGGUGAGUUUGGGUCAGUCUGUUGCCCAUUGUGGCCUAAAAUCCUUGUUCUUAGCAGGAGUGGAACCUUGAUGUGGUCUUCUGCUGUUGUAGCUCACCCAUUGCAAUGUUUGAUGUGUUGUGUCUAAGAUGCUCUUUUGCUCACCACAGUUGUAAAGAGUGAUUAUCUGAUUGAUUAAUAGUUCCUUCCUGUCUCAGACCAGUUCAGUCAUUCUCCUCUGAUCUUUGAUCAACUUGCAGACUCUCUACUCACGGGACAUCUUCUCUGCACCAUUCUGUAUGUGUGAAAUUUACCAGGAAAUCAUCGGAAUCUGAAAUACUCAAACCAGUCUAUCCAGCACCAACAAACAUACAAACAACAGUUAAAGUAACUGAGGUCAUGUUUUUCCAUAUUCUGAUUCUGAUUUUUGCUGUGAACAUUAACUGAAACCCUUGACCUGUAGCUGCAUGAUUUUAUGCAUUGUGCUGCCACCACACGAUUGGCUGAUUAGAUCACUGCGAAAUGGGCAGGUUAACAGGUGUUCAUACUGAAGGGAAUAGUACAUAUUUGGUUUUUAAUAUUGAAUUGAUUUGCAUUUUAUGUUUUUCUGCGUUCAGAAACAGAAUAAGGAAAGGGAUAAGCUGAUAUCAAGAGUCAUGUUGUGUGAUGAUUAUCAUAGAUAUUCAUAAAGAGUUUUUCCCUACUUCACUAAAUUGCCACCUUAUUUUUCCUGGGUCUUGCACAGGAUUAGGGUUAGGUUUAGGAAAGUCUGUAAUUUAAAAGCACUCAUUUUCGGAGCUAGAAAUGUAUGAAAAUAACAUUAAAAAAAAACCCAUUACUAAUAUGCUUCCCUUUUCAUGUUUUCAUGGGGGGGGCACUGGAAAGUU